Molecule: messenger RNA, 8993 nt
Organism: Aptenodytes forsteri (emperor penguin)
Lineage: Eukaryota; Metazoa; Chordata; Aves; Sphenisciformes; Spheniscidae
Gene: ZFAND3
Product: zinc finger AN1-type containing 3
Exons: 7
Coding region: 96-722 (208 amino acids)
Molecular function (GO): zinc ion binding
Source: RefSeq, a predicted model, not a curated record
GCUGCCCCUGGGGUUUAAUGGCUUUGCAGAGAAGCUCCUGCCUGGCAUAUUGAGCUGCUCCAGAAGGUCUAACCCAUAAGCAGUCCAGCAAGACUAUGAAUCUCUGUUCCAAAUGCUUUGCUGAAAAAAGAAAUCCACACAACGAAAAAGAUUUCCAGAAGAAGCAGCCAGACGAUGACUCUACUCCCAGCACAAGCAACAGCCAGUCAGAUUUGUUCUCUGGAGAAACGAACAGUGACAACAGCAAUACCUCUCUAACCACGCAGGCCGCUAACUCCAACCAGCAACUUUUGACAGAACUGAAUGUAACUUCACCGAGCAAAGAGGAAUGUGGGCCAUGCACAGGUACAGCUCAUGCCUCGUUAACCACACCAACCAAAAGAUCUUGCGACUCAGAUUCACAGUCGGAGAGUGAGGCUUCUCCUGUGAAACGGCCACGGCUACUGGAUGACAGUAAUGACAGGCCUGAAGAAACCAGUCGAUCCAAACAGAAGAGUAGACGCCGAUGCUUCCAGUGCCAAACAAAACUGGAGCUAGUACAGCAGGAACUGGGAUCGUGUCGCUGUGGUUAUGUGUUCUGUAUGUUGCAUCGCCUGCCUGAACAACACGACUGCACAUUUGACCACAUGGGACGUGGGCGUGAGGAAGCCAUUAUGAAAAUGGUGAAACUGGAUCGGAAAGUAGGGAGAUCUUGCCAACGCAUUGGCGAAGGAUGUUCCUGAGUGCAAGACUGCAACCAAAUGCUGUUCUCUUAGUUCACUAAUGUUAGCCUUAUUUAGGACAAAGUCAGCCAGACACCUUGUACUAGGCAAGUUUCAGACUACAGCCAAUCAGUUUCCUUUCUUUAGCCAACCGUCCUGGUACUGUAGUUUAGGGGUUGAUGGUGGUUGAAAUUGAUUUCUGGCUGGUUACUAAGGUGCCUGCUAGCCACCGUAUAAAAAUAAAACAUGAAGAAAUAUUAUUUUUGAGCAUGGCUAGUGGAUUUAAACAAAACAAAAAAAAAUCCAAAGGCUUCUGUUUUUGCUGGAGUCACUCUAAAAGCCUUACGCUGGAAACAUUCCAGCUGCAGAGUUAAAACAAAUAGUUGUAUAGAAGCUGGUGUAAAAGUUUGCUAUGCACAUGGCUUUUGGACAAACUGUUUAAUGUGCAGCCUUUCACCUCUUCACUGCUAGUGAAUCCUGAGGAGGUGAAAUACUACUAAGAGCAGCAACUGCAGCUGCUUAAGCCCAGAAGACCUGACUGGUCACUCGUGCCUUCAUCGCGUGUGGCUUUUGAGUUAGGCAGUGUCACCAGCAUCAGGGAUUCUGCUGGGGUAGGAACAUCUUUCUGGUUCUUCCCAGGAAGCCAAAAAGAAAGGGGGACAGAGAUUCUUAUGAAAAAUUUUUAUAUCUAUCUUACUAUAAAGAACCUAUCGGGUUUUUUUUUUUUCUUUCUUCUCAGUUAAAUUAUGAUCUCACUUUAAAGCCAACUCCAUCCCAGAGCAGUAAAUGGUGCAUACUUUUUACAUGGCAUCCACAGAGAUUCUACGAGUUGUGUGAACAGAUUCUACAUACCUUGAGCAGUGCAGCCAUUCCCACCGGCCGAAACCUGAUUGGCUCUUGUUUGCCUUUUGCUAAGUGCAGGUAUCUGAUAAUUGAUCAAAUAAGGCUAAUUCACAGCACAGUAGCCAUGGCUGGAUUCUACAGACUGACUUUCUGUAGCUAGACUUAUAUAUUGGGGAAAAAAAAGGACAUUUUGUAGCAAACGGAAUUCAGUAACAGUAUUGGGGAACAACCGGUAAAAACACCCUUUAUCAGAUUGAGUUUGUGUUCCUCACUUCCAGAGUGUCAAUGAGAUAAUCAAAUGGGCCAUAUCAGCCCUCUUUCUAUGCAGCUGAACGCUCUCAUGAAAAUCUCUGCCCGCAUCUAUUGCAAAGCGAGUAUAGCAAGUGAAUGUGAAAAGUAUUACAUGGAGUAGAAUGUUUUGGAUCUGUUUAGACCUAUGGUUCUGUAUUACGGUAUGUCACGUUGAGCUGAGCUGAACUGAAUUGCACCAAUCUUGUCAGUUUGGAAACGAAAAAGCAAACAUCAUAAUCGGCAUGUCUCCUGCUGCACACAGGGUUUAUGCAGGUAAAAAGGAUUUGUACCGACGUGGCCCAGCUUAAUCCUGAGUGAAUUUAGCUUCUCAGUCUAUUAGUAAGGUGUUAACAAUCAGGCAAAUUUGUAAGAAAAUCUGAGGGAGGGAAAGAUUUUUGUCUCAUCUUCAAAUACUGGGCAGAUACAAAACAUCAGAGGGGUGAAGUAACGUGUCACUUGGAAAACCCCAGCGUUUUAGGAGUAAGCUUGUGUGAGUCAUCCUCCAUUCUACUUGUUACAGGUAACUAACUCCUUAUAGGCCAAAUUAUAUUGUUACUUUGGUAGCCAGCUAGGAGCAUUUAACGAGGAGACAACUAAUUAAAAAAACAAAAAAAAGAAGAAUAUAUAUGUCUCUCCACACACACACUCAGCAUCUGACUGUAUUAGCGUUCAUUAACCACGAAGCAAAUCAGAAGUGUCCCAUCAUUAUAAAAUGCAAGCUAUCCAAAAGCAAGCUGUUUUUUUUAUUAUUGUUAUUAUUCAAGAAUAUGAAACCAGCAGCAAAAUCUUCUGUAAUGUGCUGCAUUUUCAGGAAGUGGUCCUGGUGAGAGGGACGGUCCGAGGAUAUUAUUUACAUUUGCCGUGAGGAGUUUAAAAAAACAUGGAUUUUGGCGGCUGCUGUGAUACGCACUUUCUUUUCCUACAAAACCCUAUCAUAGCAUUUGAUGGGCAUUCUGAUUGAUACACAAGACUUUUCUGCAUUAAUACUGAAGAUGCUAUUUUGUUCCUCCUUAAUAUUCUCUUUAAUCUCGUUACAAGUGCACAGAUGGUUUCAAGGUGGCUCUUGAGAGAACACUACUUAAAGUUCAUGUGAAUUAUGGACAAUGUUCACUUUAAACAAAAAAGUUGGGGAGGGGGUUGUUCCUUUGCAGUAUCUGUUCUGUGAAGUUUGUUAAACGUAAAGAAAGCUUAAGUUCUUGUAUCUUAAAAGAAGAUCUUAUUUAACCCUUUUGUGUUCUAGAUUUACUUACACAUGUAGCCUAGAGCUCAGUUUUAGUUUAACAUUGUGAAAAUAUUAAAAGAAUCUUGUAACUUUAUUCUUUUUCCUCCUGCUAAAAAAAAUUAAACCAAUCAGAUUAAAGUUUGAAUUCCUUUCUGCCUAUUCCAACAGGUCUUGCUAUUUUGCACCAUUUCUGCUGCAAGUUCAUGUAAGAAAUAUGAAUGGGGAAAAUACCAACGUUAGGCCAGUAACUUCUCGCUGAAUUUACAAUUGGUGGAAGGUGGACAGUAUUUUCUGCCAGUUUGGAAGGGGAGGAUGAUAUUUCUGCUGUGUUUAAGUUUAGUCAUUUAUUUUGUAUGCAAAUCUACUGUAGCCUGAGUAUUGGUCAAUUUAAUUUUGAGGUUAGAUACAGUAAUCAAAUGAACAAGUUGCUCAUACUCAAGUCAAAUGCAUAUUGUGCACUAUAUCAUUGGCAUCAAAGUUUUAAAAUGUCUUAAAUGUUCUUUCAUGCAUUUCGCAACUUCUGCACCUAGAGUAGCUGUAUCCCAAAUCACAACAGGCUGUAUUCAUAAUGGAUAAGUAGAGAAGUAACUAUUGUUUCUUAACCAUUUAGAUGCUAGAAACACAAGGCUAAUUAAAAAACAAUAGACUGUAUUAGAAGGAGCGAGAAUAUCAAGGUGAUUAUUUAAAAACAAUUUUGAAACUUGUUUGGAAUUGAAAUUGUGCCUGAUUCAUCGGACACGUGCACCCAUUUUUUCCCCUCAAAUUAGUAUGGUACUUUCAAUUAUAAAACUGCGUGAUUCUUGAACAAGAUGGCUGUGUUACAGUAAAGGUAAGUUACAUAAACCAGAUCUGCCUUUUCAUCAAGUUUCAAAUCUGUAGCUGGGUGCAAGCCAACGCUUCAAGCAAAACCAAGAAUUGCCCAUGAAGGUUGCUAUGCCAGAGCCUGUCCUUAAUUGCACUGGUUUCUGUUUUGAAGCAGUUCAGAGUCUUGAAUAAGAAGCAAUCUAACUGCAAAAUGAGGUACUUCAGAAUAUGAACUACUCUUCAGUAGUGCACAGGCAACACCCGGAAAAGAGUCCUGGUGCAAUUACAGCAGUCCGAAAGUAAUAUUAACUGCUUUUAUCUAUUCCAUGGAAGGUGAUAAAUAUGUUCAAAACUUGAAUUUUGCAUGACUUUCUUCUUUUGAACAAAUUGCAAUCCCCUGGCCUUUUGAACACAAUGUCCUGUUUGUAUUUAACCUUGUACUCGUGGUGUUUCAGUUCAUUCUACAGUCAUAGCAGUUCCUUCUUUGACUAUGCUACAACUUAGAUAUAAAUCUCUAAGGGAUAAAAGCACUUUUUUUAAUCUUACAAUGACUAUCUCAGUACAAAGACUCGCCAGGGAAGAAAACUGAUACUAAUGUAUCAGGUGUCAAAAAAUAUAGCUUUUAUAAUAGAUUCCAAGAAAUACAUCAGUGGAAUAAUUGACAGCACCUAUGCUCACAGUUGAUGUGUACACAGUUAAGUGCCCAGACAAAUGAAUUAACGUUCUCUUUGUUGUGUAGUUACUGACAUCAUCUGUCAUCAGUGGAACAGCAAAGAGAAGGUCUAAUCGAAGUAAUCCCUUAAGUCACAAUGAGAUUGUAGCCAAUUCAUGCUGGAAAUAAUUUUGUAUGCUCCUGGGAACUUCUAUACCUAGAAAACAAAUGGCAAAAUUUAAGACAAGACUACUUAACAUGUACUGUAUUUAUUGGCACCAGAUGUUUAUUUAAUCACUCAAAUACUUGAUUAGAAUUCUGCACACAGAACAAAAACAAUAUAAGCAGUAGUAAGCUGUGGUUCAACACAAAAGCUGAUGUGGCAGGAGCUGCUGUGUAAGGAUACAGUUCUAGUGUAACCAGUUCAUAAUCUUAUGCUUAGCUGAGACUGUGUCUGUACAUACUUUGCUACACAAAGGACCACACUAGAAAAACAGUGCAUAAGAUUAAACUGUUCAAAAGUAUUCACAGUGCACGUUUUUUAUAUGGUGAACUGGUGCAAUAGUGGGCUUUAUCUCUCACUGUCAGCAGCUUUUCCAGGAGAACAAACUUUAAUGCUGCUGGAAAGAGCCACUCUUAAAUAACAGUUCUCAAAGACGUCAGUGAGAAGGACAUAUUUUUCUUUCUCUUCCUAGUCUUCAUUCAUUUUUCCUUUUUGUUGAGGCAGUCAGCAUGUGCAGCUGGGCAUUUGAAAGUAGUUCUGUUUGACUGUUGCUCUUUUUGGCUUUUCAGUACUCGCCACAGGAAAAAAAGCAUUAACUUUGUUCUUGCAAGCCCCUGCACGUUAGUUCAAGCAGAUUAAAAUAUGGAUGUUGGUCUAUAGAAGUGAUAACUGCCUUGUGUAUAGGCUAUUUCUUCAAUUAACUGAAACUUAAUGCAGACAUGAUUUACUUGUUCUGGAUGUUAGGCUAUGGGAUUUUUGAACUUCAAUUCUGUGAUAUCGUUCAUAUACACCUUCCCAUAAACCCUGCAUGCCUCAUCUUCCAAUCUGAAGUUGGAAGGAGGAAAGAAGGCGUGAAAGCAGGAGGUAGAGGAUGCAAAUUGACAAGUGCUUAGGGAUCACAUCCACUUUCCUCUUCACAUCAGCUCAGAUCAUAAAAUGGUAAAGAGGCAAAUAAUUACUUGCCAAGCAGCACCAACUUUCUUGACUUGGUACUACGGAAGACUGUUUGCUUUAUCUUUGUGAAUAUACCUGUGUAGAGUUUGUCUGAGUCAAUUUGCAACAUAUGUUAUAUGCAAAGAAAUGAAACAGGACUGUCAUAAUUAGAAAACAUUUUUGAUGGAUUAUUUAGUAAUAACUAUGUAUUUUGCUACAGGACCUUCCUAUUUUGCAAUAUGCUGCUAUUUUCUUUGGAAGAAAAACAAGCAGAACUUUAUAAGACUAACAGUAAACGAUUUCAAAUUCAAUACAUGCAUCUGAAGCAUUAGGAAAAGAUUUCUGAAAUUAUAUAUACUUUUUAAAGACUAUGACUGCAUCCUCUAACAAAAGGGUUUUGUUCUUCAGAGAGUAGCAAGUGUUGAUGGCAAUGGUUUAACCAUAAGCAGAAUGUUCCUUUCUGCUAGGUUUGUGCACAGCUAAUAACAUGCAAUAGGAUGCUGUGAGUUAUUAACUUGUAGCACGGUGCAGUGACUGUGUAAGUACUGAGAAUAAAAUUAUAGAGACCUACUCUUGUCUGUCGGCUCUCCCUUCACACCAAAGGACAGAAGAUGGCACCCACUAUUUCCUCAUUGCUUAGUCCCUUUUAUUCUUUUCUGAGUUGCAGAAGACACUUUCCUUCCCUCUACCAAGCAUGCUGAGGGAGGAUGGGAAACCAUAUUCUAACUAUAGUUCUAAACACUUCAGGGUUUUUAAAGAAAAAAAAAAGUUGACAUCUCUGAAAGCACUGUUGAAGUCAUCUGCUGUAUCAGAGAUGCAACACCAGAAGGAGCUCUCUUCAGGGUCCUCAGAACACUUGAAAAUGGUGCAGUUUUUUCCUCCUCUUAAAUUGUUCAGGGUCUCUUUGAAGUAAAGUAGCAAUCCUUUAAAAAAAAAAAAAAAGGCAUGGUGUUGUAUCAUCUUUUGAAAGGAAGGCUGGCCUGCAUGAUCAGCACUUCUGCAUUAAGAAACCUAAAUGAAAGGUUCAUUGUUAACACCUGAAAUGCUUAGUCUCAUCUCUCUACUUUUCAAAGGAACAAAUAAAUGCAAGACUUUUAAAGGAGGGAGAAGAGAAUCUGAGCCCUCUGCUAGAUAAGCUAAAUUCAGAAUUCAUUCUUCAUUCUAGCAAUAGUUUGUCUUUGUCUUCUUCUGCAGUGUUUCAAGUAUAUUACAUUUGCUUUAGAUUCCUGAAAGCUUUAGCUAGACCAGUUUCUGGAGACAUCUUUUAACAUACUACAUUUGGCAGCAGCAUGAGGAAGAUGAUGAGCUCCAAGAAUAAGUUAAAUUUUAAGUUAACCACUGUUGGCUAGCACAACUGUUCUUGUCUAGACUAGAGUUUUAAAGUGAUGGCUAGCUAAAAAUGUUUUAACUGAUCCACCUGUAUCAGCUUUGCAUGAAUCCUACUCCUUUGGAUAGUCUGUCACGUGCGCAGCAGCCAGAGGUGUUAAUGUGUAUUCUGUCUGCAUGCAGACUUUCCCCUUUGUUACCCCCCAUGUUUAUAUAGAUUAAAAUACUAAUUGGGUAAGCAGCAGUUAGUUACAAAUUCUAUAGCUAUCUUCAAGUCACACUGCACACCCCUUGUUUUCUCUUUCUGUUUUUGCUGUUUGGGCUCAGGUCUUGUCAAAAAUAAUAGUUCCGAACAGAUCUUUCCAUACACAGACAUGUACACACACACAAAUCUCCUGGGACAUCAAAUGGCUGAAACGGAAUUAUGCUUCUGGGCUAAAAACAGCUUUCACUUUCUGCACACCCACAUACAUAUAAUCAGUCCUUGUCUGGCUUGUCUUCUGGGGAAACGUAGCAUGUCCCAAUAUCUCAAUUUGCCUGUUUAAUAGUAGCUGUAGUUUAAUCAUUAUCAACUACUAUAGACUUAGUUCUGGAAGCAUCAUUAUGCUCAUUUGCAAUGCCAUUAAAAAUACUCCCCCCUAACAGCUAAGAAGUUUGAGUGAAUGCUAACAGCUGGGUUACAGGUAUUUUUCAAUAGGGUGCCUCAUGCUAUUUCUAGGGGCACGGAACUCUCUGAAGGGGUGGGUGAAGGGUGCGUGUGUGUAGGUGUAGGAUCAGCUAGGUGCUGCCGACCAUAUUCCAGCUGCUACCUUAAUAGCAAUACUUUGCCUCUGUUUGAGGCAGCAACUCCUUUUAGUGGGAGCAGGGAAAUAUGUGCUAUUUGAAACUUAUUAUCCGAUACCUCUAUCAGCCUCUGUUCUAGCCCCCAUGUAGGUCUUCAUUUCUCUACUCUCUGGCUUCUCUGUUUGCUGUAAUUUCCAUAGGCUUUCUCCAUCACCCCUUUUGCAAAUUCUCCCUCAUCAACUACAAUGCCAACCCCCAAAUUGUCAUGUUCAAAGACAGAGUCUAUGUGAAGACAAUGUAAAACAGUAGAGAUGAUCACAUCUAAAGGUAUUGAGGCUUGUGUUGCCAGUAGCUGUUUCCAUCUGUGAUGAAAAUGUUAUUUUUAAGUGUUAAAUGACUGCUGCUGUUUAGUAUAUGAAAUUCCUAGAGCCGUCUUAAUACACUGUAGCAAAUAACAUUGAGGCUGAGUUGUACUUCCAAUUUAAACCCCUUCUUCAUUGCUCUUAACUUUCUUUGUGGACUUUCUCAAUAGAAGGAACCUUAAGGCUAGCUUGAUACUAGAGCCACUAGAGAUAUGCAAGCAGUGUUUAAUAGUACCUCUGCAGGUACCGAAUACCUAUCCAGACCAAGAAUAAUUUUUUUUUCUUUGUUCUGCUUUUAAUUCUUUCUAUUGUUAACCCAAUGUUGUUAUUCUGUGGAUAAAAUAUAAAGCUAUCGCUCAUUUGCCAAGUAAUGCUAAAUGUUUUUCACACUGAUUGAUUUAAAAUUAUUAGCAUGUGGUUGAUACUAUGGGUUGGUUUGCUUUCUUUACAUCAAGCUUCAUGAAGACAGUUUUCAACUGUCACAACUACUGAAACAGGCAGAUUUGAUUGACGUAGAAGCCAUGGGUCAAGUAGACCCAAGUCAAACUCCUUACAUAAAUCAGAACAAGUUCCUUGCCUUUGCUGUUCUCAGCCUGGAUAAUAAAGGUAAAGCCAAUCAUGCUGCCCCAGCUGCAUGCAUGUGCAAGUUGUCCACUGGCUCGGCAGCUGCAAUGUUGCUCUGCACUGUUAGCCCAAGCCCUGAAGGAUCUCAGGAUUCACAGAACCUAUCAUCCAUGAGUCCAUGAAGGCAAUCAAGUUGUAUAUUGUACCUGCUCUUUCUAAUCACGUUUGUUGUGUGAAACAAUAAAAUUGUUUAUAAAGAGAUAUAAUGUAUUAAACAAGAUAGUGCUGA